UUCACAGCUGUGGAAAAAUAUUGGGUGAGAUAGGGAGAGGAAGAGUAAACGGAGCGGACAGCUUCCGCCUCACCAUCAAGGAAGAGUGGGAAUCCGGUAAGAAUUUGUAUUAUACCGGAACUGGGGCGAGGGGCCCGACGUGUGAAGGCUGACGGUGACUUGUGUAUGAGAUGCACAACAAACUGCUUCAGAGGUGUAAGUGGAUUAUAAAUGCUACAGGACUGACGACUGGAGACGCAAAGAAAAGGAGAUUUGUUUCCAGCCACAUAAAAUAUCCACCGAGACUUCAUGCUUUUAUCUUAUCCGGUACUGUUGUGAAGAAUUCUCUUCACUGUGCAUGGACAGAAAACCAAUGCGUAGGUGUCUCAGUACUCGUCCAGGGGAGACUGGUAUGGACGUGACGAGUCGUUGUACCCUGGGAGACCCGAACAAACUACCAGAAGGGGUCCCUCAGCCGGCCCGCAUGCCUUAUGUCUCGGACAAACAUCCCCGACAGACUCUUGAGGUCAUUAACCUCUUGCGCAAGCACAGAGAGCUCUGUGAUGUUGUACUUGUGGUUGGCACCAAGAAGAUCUAUGCACACCGUGUCAUCUUGUCCGCUUGUAGCCCUUACUUUCGCGCCAUGUUCACCGGAGAGCUGGCUGAAAGUCGACAAACGGAAGUUGUUAUACGGGACAUUGAUGAACGAGCCAUGGAACUGCUGAUAGAUUUCUCCUACACUUCGCAAAUCACGGUGGAAGAGGGUAACGUCCAGACUUUGUUACCGGCUGCUUGUCUUCUUCAGCUGGCGGAGAUUCAGGAGGCUUGCUGCGAGUUCCUAAAGCGCCAACUCGACCCAUCUAACUGCUUGGGCAUCCGGGCCUUCGCCGAUACCCAUUCUUGCCGAGAACUGCUGAGAAUUGCUGACAAAUUUACCCAACACAACUUCCAGGAGGUUAUGGAAAGUGAGGAGUUCAUGCUUCUCCCAGCCAAUCAGCUGAUAGAUAUCAUUUCCAGCGACGAGUUGAACGUACGCAGUGAGGAGCAAGUCUUCAAUGCUGUUAUGGCCUGGGUCAAGUACAGCAUCCAGGAGCGGAGGCCACAGUUACCACAGGUUCUACAGCAUGUCCGUCUGCCACUACUGAGUCCUAAGUUUUUGGUUGGGACCGUGGGAUCUGAUCCGCUCAUUAAAAGCGAUGAAGAGUGCAGGGACUUAGUAGAUGAAGCCAAGAACUACCUUCUAUUGCCCCAGGAGCGGCCUCUGAUGCAAGGUCCCCGGACCAGACCUCGUAAGCCUAUUCGCUGCGGUGAAGUGCUCUUUGCAGUGGGAGGCUGGUGUAGCGGAGAUGCCAUUUCAAGUGUAGAGCGCUACGAUCCUCAGACUAAUGAAUGGAGAAUGGUGGCUUCUAUGAGCAAACGGCGCUGUGGGGUUGGAGUCAGUGUUCUAGAUGACCUCCUUUAUGCAGUUGGUGGACACGAUGGAUCCUCGUACCUAAACAGCGUAGAACGGUAUGACCCAAAAACGAAUCAAUGGAGCAGUGAUGUGGCCCCUACCAGUACUUGCCGGACAAGUGUUGGGGUUGCUGUGCUUGGGGGAUAUCUUUAUGCUGUUGGGGGUCAGGAUGGCGUCUCUUGCCUCAAUAUUGUGGAACGGUAUGACCCGAAAGAGAAUAAAUGGACACGUGUUGCCUCUAUGAGUACCCGGAGACUUGGUGUGGCCGUUGCUGUCCUGGGUGGCUUCCUCUAUGCCGUUGGAGGGUCUGAUGGAACAUCCCCUCUAAAUACUGUGGAAAGGUAUAAUCCUCAGGAAAACCGCUGGCACACAAUAGCACCCAUGGGAACCCGUCGCAAACACCUUGGCUGCGCCGUGUACCAGGACAUGAUAUAUGCAGUGGGCGGCCGAGAUGACACCACUGAGCUGAGCAGCGCUGAGAGGUAUAAUCCAAGAACCAACCAGUGGUCACCAGUUGUAGCCAUGACUUCCCGGCGCAGUGGGGUCGGCCUGGCUGUAGUAAACGGACAGCUGAUGGCUGUAGGAGGCUUUGAUGGAACGACGUACUUAAAGACGAUAGAGGUUUUUGAUCCGGAUGCUAACACUUGGAGGUUGUAUGGUGGCAUGAAUUACCGGCGCCUGGGAGGGGGAGUUGGAGUUAUCAAAAUGACACACUGUGAAUCUCACAUCUGGUGAACCUUUUACUGGAAAAAAAACCCCCACCACAGUAAUGGACACUGCCAGAGCGUUUCAGAUUUGUUCAAGCAGCCCUCAUAGUCAAUUGUUACAAGACGUUAUUUGCAAUUAUCAAUAAUAUUUUAAUUUGUUUGCCAUUUA
Spea bombifrons (plains spadefoot toad) is the source of this 2308-nucleotide messenger RNA. It is a transcript of the gene KLHL20, whose product is annotated as kelch like family member 20. The coding region runs from base 338 to 2167 and encodes 609 amino acids. NCBI's taxonomy places the organism in Eukaryota, Metazoa, Chordata, Amphibia, Anura, Pelobatidae. The record is from RefSeq and is a predicted model, not a curated record. Gene Ontology annotation, molecular function: protein binding. The transcript has 12 exons.